This is a messenger RNA of Agrilus planipennis (emerald ash borer), 1153 nucleotides long. Its product is annotated as probable methylthioribulose-1-phosphate dehydratase. Gene Ontology annotation, molecular function: methylthioribulose 1-phosphate dehydratase activity; metal ion binding. The record is from RefSeq and is a predicted model, not a curated record. The transcript has 3 exons. Lineage: Eukaryota; Metazoa; Arthropoda; Insecta; Coleoptera; Buprestidae. Gene Ontology annotation, cellular component: cytoplasm. The coding region runs from base 297 to 1022 and encodes 241 amino acids.
UUUCGCCUUAAAUUCACUUAAAAUGAUGGGAGUGAUUGAGAAUAUAGUUUAGUAUCAGUGUUCUUUCUUCAUUGUUCUUCAUUUAAUGCAUUGUUUUCUUGCUCCUAUUACAUACACCCUCGCGAGUCGACUUUGGAGUAGAAUAUAUUUGUAAAUAAUACAAUCAGAUGUUUGUGACAUGUGGUUAGUGGUAACUCAACAUUGUUUAAUGAACUUAUUUACUGUUAACAUUGAAAGCAAUUUACUUAUUUCUUAUUUGCUUAUUAUACCAUUAAUUUAAGAACUAAAAAAUUAACAUGAAUAAAGUGUCUGUCAAAGAUGAAAAUUAUCCUGAUGAACAUCCCAAAAAUUUGAUUCCUGAAUUGUUAAAGCAGUUUUAUUAUCUAGGAUGGGUUACAGGAACAGGGGGUGGAAUUAGCAUAAAACACGAGGAAAAAAUUUAUAUAGCACCAUCCGGUGUUCAGAAAGAAAGAAUAUGUCCAGAAGAUAUGUUCGUUCAAAAUAUCCAAGGGGAAGACCUAGAGCUUCCCCCAUCACAUAAAAAACUCAAAAAAAGUCAGUGCACUCCCUUGUUUAUGUGCGCAUAUGUACAAAGAAAUGCGGGCGCAGUUAUUCACACUCACUCAAAAUUUGCCAUGUUAAUUACUUUGGCCUACCCCGGUAAAGAAUUUAGAUGUUCGCAUUUAGAAAUGAUAAAAGGAAUUAAAAAUCAAAAACUCGGAAGAAAUUUAAGAUAUGACGAAGAGCUUGUGGUUCCUAUAAUUGAAAAUACUCCUUUUGAAGAGGAUUUGAAAGAUAGAAUGGCAGAAGUUAUAAAAGAAUAUCCGGAAACCUGUGCUGUUUUAGUUCGAAGACACGGGGUAUAUGUUUGGGGUGACACUUGGCAGCAAGCAAAAACAAUGACUGAAUGUUACGAUUACCUUUUCGAUGUCGCAUUACAGUUAAAAGCGAUGGGAAUUAACCCCAGUACAACUCCUGAGCAAUAUGAGAUUAAAUAUCAAAUCGAAAAUAAAAAUAAAUAAACGCAAAAAGUUUUCAUUAACGAUAUAUUUUGAUAUGUAUUUUCAUAGUCGAUAUUACUGUUUUAGAUCUUUAUUGGUAUUUUAUGCUUUUUAUUUUUAUUUUUUGAGAUAAUAAAACAAAUUAAGUAAAA